Betta splendens (Siamese fighting fish) is the source of this 2979-nucleotide messenger RNA. RefSeq names its product heme oxygenase 2b (gene hmox2b). The record is from RefSeq and is a predicted model, not a curated record. NCBI's taxonomy places the organism in Eukaryota, Metazoa, Chordata, Actinopteri, Anabantiformes, Osphronemidae. Bases 345 to 1286 code for a protein of 313 amino acids. Gene Ontology annotation, biological process: heme catabolic process; response to oxidative stress; heme oxidation. Gene Ontology annotation, molecular function: heme oxygenase (decyclizing) activity; heme binding. The transcript is spliced from 7 exons.
AAACGUUAGUGGUGAAUGUGCCCGUUCAGCAUUUUCUGUGUCUAAGGCACGAGCACGUGACUGCGCGCAGCCGCGUGGAGGCGGAGCUAAACAGUUCACUGCAGUUUCACUUUGGUCUGUGUGCCUGAUUUGUAGUUCAGCGGAGAACUGUGUACAGCGAGUCAAGGUCAAGGCUUAAAGCUGCUCAGUCCAGAGCCACAAGGCAUCUUUCCUCUGUCCACCAUCAUCUCAGGGAAUACGGCUACAGUGAAUAGAAGUGGGGUUAGAUCAACUCCCACUUUUCCACAUUAGUUCACUGCUGCCUCUUGGGUAAAUUGAAUAUUGUGCUUACAGACACAACACAAAUGUCAGCAGAAAAGAUGGAGACAACAAGUGUGCCCAGUGGAGCAGAGCUUGCGUAUGAGGAGAAUGGCGGCUCACUCAGACCUGAGGAUCUCUCUGAGAUGCUGGCAGCAGGGACCAAAGAAGUCCACGAGAAGGCUGAGAACACCCAGUUUGUGAAGGAUUUCCUCAGAGGACGCAUCCGCAAAGAACUUUUUAAGCUUGGUGCUGUGGCGCUCUACUACACGUACACUGCCAUGGAGGAAGAAAUUGAAAAAAACAAGGACCAUCCCCAUUUUGCACCCCUUUAUUUUCCUACGGAGCUGCAUCGUCAUGAAGCACUGGCUCGGGAUCUGGAAUACUUUUAUGGCCCAGAAUGGCAGAGUCAGAUAAGCUGCUCCCAGGCCACUCAGCGCUAUGUGGACCGGAUCCACCAAGUAGGCCAGGAGGACCCAGUGCUGCUGGUGGCCCACGCUUAUACCCGCUAUAUGGGUGAUCUCUCUGGUGGCCAGGUGCUUAAGAAGGUAGCACAGAGAGCCUUAAAGCUACCUUCCACAGGAGAAGGCUUGGAGUUCUAUCAGUUUGACUCUAUCCAUAGCGCUAAAGAAUUUAAGCAGCUCUACCGCAGUCGGAUGAAUGAGCUUGAGCUGCAAAUGGAGAUAAAGAAGAAGCUGGUGGAGGAGGCUGUCAAGGCUUUUCAGUUCAACAUGGAGGUUUUUGAGGAGUUAGAAGAAAUUGGUAAAACCAUCCAGGAGGAUGUUUUAGAUGCUGGCAUGUCUGUCCAUGGAGCAAUGGGAGGAGACAUCAGCAAAUGUCCCUACUAUGCUGCAAAAAUGGCGGCUUCGGGUGGAACAGCAUACGCCUGUCAGCUCGCCAUGGCUGUACUCCGGCACCCAACUGGACAGGUCCUGUUUGCUACGUGGUUUGCUGCUCUGGCUGGAUUGGCUGCAUGGUAUCUUAUGUGAUUCUUGAGCCUGCAACAGUCUCACACACACACAACACACAGGCGCACACACAUACACACAGUAUUAAGACUAGAAUAUUCCCACAAACUGCGGAUCACAGUUUCAAAUGAGGCACUGUUAAUCUAAUGUUAUGCCAUUGCUGAGGAAGCUGACAAGACAUAGGACCAUUAUAACAUUAACUCCAUCCAUUUAUCCAUCUAACUGCACCUUAACCUUCAUAAGUCUUUCUUCUCUGUUUGCUUUAUAUCUCUACCUCCUUUUGUGCUAUCCCUCCAUACUGUAGUUGUUUUUCGAUAUGAUCACAGACACAAACAGCUGAAUAAAAAUUUUCUUUAUUUCACUUUCUCACAAAUUACAUUACAUUACAUUACAUAUAGUCGAUAGUAACAUGGUGAGUACGGUUAGUAAAACACAUAAAAAGAACAACCCACAGUUACCAAUUAAUGAGGGCUUUUGUGUUUGCAUCGUGAGGCAUUUGAUGAGAGAGCACAAGCAUUUAUUGCUUAAAACUGUUCCUGAAAAGUUCCAAAUGUAAAUGAAAAAUAUAGAGCAGGAUUUAUUAUUCAUACUUUAUUUCCUGAGAGUUUAUACUUGUGUAAUUUGCAGAAUAUCAGGAAUCAGGAAAUCUUUUCCUAAAUAUAGCACAUACACUUUAAGUGUAAAAUUAAUAAACAGCUUUUAAAUACACUGUAUAUUUGAAUCUCUACUGAUGCAUGUUCUGACGCACUGCUGUAUUGCCUGUUUCACCGCUUCAUAUAAAACGCCUGAUUUCAGUUUAAAAGCUUAAACAUAAAAGAUAAAUGAUUCGCUGAUGCCACUUUACCUGCCUAUAUUAGGAGGAAAGUGUUGGAGAGGGUGUCUGCACAUGUUUUAAACAGAUAUUGUAUAAUAGUAAAGGUUUGUCUCCAGUUUUAUAGUAGACAAGUAGUUUAUCUACAUGGUGGCUAAAUAAACCAAGUGUUGUUAAAUUCCCAGGUAGGUCUUCAGCAGCUCUACUACAGUUAUGUGUCAAUGGUGGAUUUACCAGCAAAACCAAUUAUCCAUACUGUGUGUUUGGAUUUUUCCUAUUGUAUUGCACAACUUGGUUAUUUUUGAAGCAGAGGAUGGAAAUCCUUGUGAUAUUUAGACUGUAUGCAGAGUAAUUGCAUAGUUUAGUUUAACCUGACACAUUAAUAAUAGAAACCUGGUGAUGACCUGUCAAACAGCUUCUUGUGAAGUGUACAUACAUACUGUGCAGUUUUUCUCUAUUGGCUACAGUCAUUUAAAACAACAGCUGUAUUGCAGCUGUUUGAUGACAGACAUGACGUAUAGGUGAUGUGUUUUGAGUUUGAAGGUCAGAUGGCAGUGCAAUGCAUUGCAUUGCAUAGAGAGGACAAACACAGGGACUGCCAAAUCCCUGUAGCGUCCAUACUUAGAUAUUUUUCGAUGUCACAUGUUGACAGGCUUCAGUAUUUAUGUUCAUAUUAUAGAUGCUCGCUUGAAUCUCAGGAGCACUGGUGAUUACAGCCAUCCAUGAAACCCAGUGGUGAGGUGGAAUGCCUGACUAAUGUUGAUUUUGAAUUUGCUUGCAUUUCAAUCAACCCCUGCCUUUAUUCCGUGUGUGUCUAAAUGGACAGAGGAGUUUGCUGUGCUUUCUGUGAUGAAACGACGUCUGUGUUCCUGCUGAUGCCAAAAUAAAGCGCAUUGAUUUCGA